CAUCGGCUUUUACUAGGAUAUUUGUAGAUAUCCCACACGUGCGUCUUUUCCUAUCGCCUAAGGAACGCUGUAGGGUAAACUACAAUAUUUGCCGACUUUCCACCUGCACCCGGUGACCUGCGGGGUGUGGCCUGUGCACGUGCAUUGCCGACUAUUUAAGGAUGUGACACAUUGCCAACCUCACUUACAGCAGCCGACCCUCUCUACUGACCGCACGAGGCGCUGUCUCGCCUCUCUCAACCAUACACACCCCUCGUGUUGAUAGUGUAGCGAUGCUCGCCACUUGGAAGCUGACUUUAUAUUGUUUCUGUGUCCUGAUAGUAGCUGCCAGGAGUCGGGAUGCAGCUAGGAACAGGGGGAAGCCUCCCCUCAUCGAGGAACCCAGCAAGAAAAGUAAAAAUCGACCGACACACUGUACUUUCGGCAAUCUGACCUACGAGUUGGAAGAAAGAUGGAGACCCGACCUUGGCCCACCCUUUGGAGUGUUGUAUUGCGUUCGAUGCGAGUGUACUGCGGUGCGCAAGAAGAAACGAGUUACAGCCAAAGUCAGGUGUCGCAACAUUAAGUACGACUGUCCCAAACUGACCUGUCACAAUCCGGUCCUCCAAUCUGGCAGGUGCUGCAAAACCUGUCCGGGACAAGAUUACGCGGAUCUAGAAGAGGAUCUAGCGUCGAAGAAAUUCGAGGACGAAGAGGAAAAUGCAAUUAAAGAGUUUUCUGCCCUGAUGACCGGACGUGGGUUCUUACCAAACGUACAGACUGGUGCGGCGGCUAGGGGUUAUGCCAUUUUAAAUAAAAGAAAUCUUCACUAUACGAUUCAUUAUUCCGGGCUGAGUCUUCCUACUUCGGUCCGGUUUACCGACGACGAAGGCACCAUUCUGUCGGAACACGAAGUCAAUGCUCUUCCCAAAUAUGUAAACGAAUCGAAAGUAUGCGGAGCGUGGAGGAGUCUACCGAAAAUUUACAGGCGUCUGUUACACAAGGAUCGUCUGUACGUCGUCCUGGCGACGUCAGAACAUCCUGACGGAGAAGUGGGAGGAAAACUGUUAAAAAAUAUGAGAUUUAAUACGGAAGUGUACAGCUCCUUGUUACUGUCUGACGAUCUUAAUGCCGGUUCCGGAGGAAUCGCCACGAUAGCUCCCGUCCAGGAUAACGUGCACGUAAUUAUCGAUUUCAAUGGAGUGUUUUCUCCGAAAGAUUCCCACAAUGUUGCAGUAUUUAUCAGGAUCAACAACAGGGAUGACAACACACUGUUGGCAGAGGCUGUUGUCAUUAUGCCAAAAGUAAAUCCAGAAUAUAACAGAGCUAACAUGAAAAUGAAAAUGACCGACAAGGUGCAGAAGCUGCUAAGCGAAGGGAAGUUAGAGAUGACGAUUAAUUCUACAGACGAAAGUAAAAUGUUGCGAGGUCGAAUAGUAGUGAAACCCACUUGUAAUGUUUUUCAAGCCGUUUUAACUUCUGAAAAGUUGACGAACAAAGCGUUUCAAAUGACAAAGCCCUCUGGAUUUGUAUUAUUUUCAAUAAAUCCCGACGGGACUGUCAACUACAAGUUGCAUGUUGUCGACUCGGAACACGAACCUUCUUCCAUUCUGUUUCAAACAGAUGCCAAUGAGGGAGUGAGUUUAGGAGAAAUCAAUAACCUCGACUUUUCGGGAGAAUGGGCAAAUGGUACUUUUGCUGAAACAAAUUCUCAGUUAAUUGAAAUGUUAAUGACCGAUGACUUGUAUUUGAGUGUGUCCACCUCGGAUGAUCAGAACGAACUCAGAGGUAGAAUCCGCCAGCGUUUGUACACCGAUGCCUUCGUCAGCGAAAUGCCGCUCCUACUUUCGUCUAAAGGAAAUUCUUCGGCAGCAGGAAUUGCUUGGCUGUCCGUAGACAAAGACUGUGUGUUGCAUUACGAAGUGGACGUCUCUAACUUAGACCAGGAAGGGAGUAAAUCUGAUCGUCACUUGGUUGAAAUUCUACAGAAAUCUGAUUAUAAUUCCAGGCAGCAGGUAUUAAAAAAACUGGACGGAGACGAGGUGGAAGAUAGGACCGAAAUAAUGGCUAUUUACACUUUGAAAUCUGGAAAUAGUCAAGUGUUGGUCACCACUAAAAGUGGACGGGAAAAAUCGAUAGAACUGAAGGGAACGAUCGAUAAAAUUUAUGUUCCUGCUAAUUGUUUACUGAGAUCGGAUCCUAUGCAACAAUCUACUUUCCCUUACAUGGAAGAUGGAUCGAACGAAAUAUUGAGAGACUCUUCCCAGUGUUACUACGAAGGGAAGAUUUUUGCAGACGGAACCCAGUGGAAGGCGGAGCAUAAUCCAUGUUGGAUGUGUUCGUGUCAGAGAGGUAAAGUAGUGUGUGAUUCAGUAAUAUGUCCUCCAACCACAUGCAAUAAUCCCGUGACUUUACCAUCGGAAUGUUGCCCUAGUUGUUACGACGCUAAUGUUAAUGGAACUGCCGAAGAAGCAAUUAGGGGGUGUUACUUCGAAGGAGAUAAAAAAUUCCACAGUGCCGGUAGUCAAUGGCACCCUUAUAUCCCUCCAUUUGGAUUUAGUACGUGUGCCAUAUGUACUUGCCAGCCCGAUACAUUGACUGUGGAAUGCCAGAAAACCGUGUGUCCACCAUUAUCCUGUCCCGAUCACAAGGCAGUUCGUGCAGAUCCGCUGGCUUGCUGCAAGACUUGUAAAAACGAAGUAGUAGAAUCCCCUCCUUACAAAGGCCAAAUCUUUGCUGGCACUCUCGGAGAUCAGGCAGAAUUAAAACAGAGAGAUAUUCUUUUAGAAGGAGGAUGCAAAACGAGAGGACAGAUAUUCGCUAACGGAGCCGAAUGGCAUCCAACGGUACAACCUUUUGGAGAAAUGAAGUGCAUUAACUGUCACUGCAAGGACGGACAAUCAAAAUGCAGGAGGCAGAAAUGUCCAAAACUUGCCUGCGACAGCAAAAUCUAUGACGAGAGCGAAUGCUGUCCGAGAUGUCCAGAAAAUGGUAAAUUGUACAAUGAAAAUCACCCAUCCAAAAAAGAAAAGCGGAAAUGGAAAAUCAAAAAUAAGAGGCAAAUAAGUUAAACGCAGAGAAUGACUUCUGCAAUUUAUUUUUACUCAUGUAUAUUAUGACAUUUUUUAAAACUAUAUUAUAAAAUAUAUUUUCACACGCAAUGGACACCGAAACGCAAACGUCGAGAUUAACUAACAUUAUUUUCGGAGUAGUGAAGGUGAUAAGUGUGCCAAAAUGGAUCAAGGUGCCUAGAUUACCCGAAAACAUAGUUUUUUUUUUUUUUUUGUAAAACCGACAAUUUGUAUAUAGUAUUAUCUGGUCAAGCCAGUUUGUAUAUGUCUCAUUGUGGAUAUGUGUAAGGCAUUUAUGCUGAAAAAAAUUCUAUACAGACAAGUGUGCCAAAGGUGAAGCUGUGAUAGAUAUAAUUUGGCAUGAUGCAUCCUAACGUACGAUCUUCUCAUUUCUCGAUCCGCAUUUCGUCGGACUAUCGAACGAAGCGCAAGACACUUUUUCGUCUCCAACGCUUGCCACCUUUAGUCUACCUCUCGCUUGCAUCAAUGAUUUCCAAAGAGAUGCACUCUUCGUUAUAUUUUUGUGUACGUGCCAUCUUAGAUUUUAUAACUGCGAAAGUUAUUUGCAGGUAGCUACAGUCUAAUUUUUUUUUUUUUGACAGGGUGGAAUAAACACAAACACACACUACAAGGUUUGUUUUUUUUUUAGAUUGUGGCGUGCCAAAACGGUAUAAAUGUUCGCAUAUGUUAAUUAAUUAAUUAAUAAGAGAUUGUUAUACUGUUGCCUUUAUAUACUGAGAAAAAGAAAAACCAAAAUAAUUAAACUGUUAACUUUCUAGAUUUGUUGUUAUGGAAUUUUGAGAGUUUUACACAGGUAUAUU
Molecule: messenger RNA, 3871 nt
Organism: Centruroides sculpturatus (bark scorpion)
Lineage: Eukaryota; Metazoa; Arthropoda; Arachnida; Scorpiones; Buthidae
Gene: sog
Product: chordin-like
Exons: 23
Coding region: 273-3050 (925 amino acids)
Biological process (GO): multicellular organism development
Molecular function (GO): protein binding
Source: RefSeq, a predicted model, not a curated record